AUGGCUCCCCGCCUAUCUUCCCUCCUUGCUGGCUGCGCGCUACUCACCAUGUCUGGGUUUUACUUCAGCAUCCAGGGCGACCAGUGGUGCUUCCACAACCCAGACAGCAUCAACGGGCCUUUUGUAACUGCCCGGCACUGGUCUUUGGGUGGCCACGGCUUGGCUUAUAUCACGUCCUCGGACCUCCAGGAGCCUGGUUGGCAAUGCUCUACGCUUGCUGUGGGGACAGAGGCGCUGAUCUUCAAAGGUCCUGCUACAUGCCGGUCCCUCAUACCCAUAUCCGUUCACAACUACUGGAACACCGUGACAAUACAGGCCUCGAGUAUCACAGAGUCGGGCAGUAACUGCAGCUCGUGCCUUUAUUCGGAUGUGCCAGUGGGUGGGCCCUGGCCUCAGAUUCCAUGUUCUGAGCUGCCACCUCACAGGCCUUCCCAGGAUCCUACAAUCUCAGACCAACUUCACAUUUCCUAG
Molecule: messenger RNA, 471 nt
Organism: Symbiodinium pilosum
Lineage: Eukaryota; Dinophyceae; Suessiales; Symbiodiniaceae
Source: the annotation of a GenBank genome assembly